CCGGGGCGUCGCCUUGGUUACCGAGGCGCUGGCGCGAGCGAGCGGGGCUCGCAGGAGCCGGGAUGGCGGCAGUGGCGCUGAGGCUCGGGAUCCUCCUCCUCCUCCUCCUGCUGCUGCCGCCGCUCCCGGCCGUUAGGGGGGUCUCGGGACAGAGCCGCUCCGCCAGCGCCACCCCGCAGCCCUCGGCGGGCUCGGGCCCGCCCGCCCCCUCUGUUCCAGAGACUCCCCGCCGCCCCGCCGCCAGCCCCACAGCUCCCGGGCCCGGCGUGGGCUCCUCCCCAGCCCCGGAGUCGCCGCCGCCAGAGACCCCCGCUCCGCCCGCCGCCUCCCCUGCGCCAGCGGCCCGGGCAGGGCCCGGGCCUGCCCCCGUCACAGACGUUGCUACAUUGUGUGUUUGUGACCUCUCGGUGGCACAGUGUGAUGUAAAUUGCUGCUGUGACCCAGACUGCAGUGCCGCAGAUUUCAGUCUCUUUACUACAUGUUCAGUUCACAUUGUCACAGGUGACAGCCAGCUUUGCACUCAGGAAGCAGCUAUAUAUUCAAUCAGUGUUACAGCACAUCCACCUGAAAGGAUAUUUAAAUUAGUUGAUCAGAACAAUCCAAGUAUUUUCUGCAUUCACGCUACAAACUAUAAACAAGCACUGUCCUUUAUUCCUCCUGAAAUGCCUACUUCACAAAAUUUUGAUAGUUUGCUUAAACAGUUUGAAGGUGUUACCUUCAGUGCUGAAUCUGAUGUUCUCUUGAAUACUGAAUUAGAUGCUCAGAAUUUCUCUGAUACAAAUGAAACUGCUAGAUAUGAGUAUGGUGUUCCUAUCCAGACGGCUGAUGCAUUUCUGAGAUUGCCUGCUCCCCUUGUCUCCUCUCAGUGCUCCGAUGCUAAUCCUGCAGGUUUUCUAGUAAACCAGGCUGUGAAAUGCAGUAGAAUGAUAAAUGUGGGAAAUUGUAACACCACUCAAGCACUUAGUAUGCUGUUUUACACCAACUCCAGCAUUUUAGCAGUACCUAAGUCAAGUCAGCUGGUUAAUGUUACUCUCCAGACCAUAACUGUCCAGUCUCUGAGUGGAACACGUACUCUGCUUAACAGUAGUGAUGUCCUUUUGCUCCCCAAGAAUUUAGAUAAUCAAGUGUGCAUAAAUGUAGUUCUUGGGGUGAGUUAUUCUAUUACGUACACGGAUGCAGGAGAAAUAACAGAUGCAGCUGUUUCUUUCGUCCUGGGGACAAUUAACACUAAAAUGCUUCCAAUACAGCAAAGCUUUGAAAUCACUUUUACUCAGCUAAACACAAAGCCAGUCCCUCUUAGUGGAAAUCCCGGUUAUGGUAUUGGAUUGCCUCUGAGGGCAGGAUUUAGACCUACCGGAUCUGGCAUUAUUCAGAGCACUAAUACACAUGGUCAACUUACUGUUUUGCAAAGCUCAUCUAACCAGGACUGUCUUGCUGUAGAAGGAGUCAGAACCCCAGUAUUAUUUGGUUAUAAUAUAAUAUCUGGUUGUAAACUAAGAAUCACUGCAAGUACAGAAUGUCAACUCUUGGCCAAUAUCAUCUUGAAUGUACUGAAAGGACAAAAUUUUCCAGAAUAUGUAGCUUCAUUUGGAAAUUCUCAGGCUCAAGAUGUAUUGGACUGGGUGCCAAUCACUCACAUCCAAUCUUCAGAACAGGGCCUGUGCCAAAUCCCAGUAUCAUUUGAAAUAGAAGUGAAGUGGACUAAAUAUGGAUCUUUGAUGAACCCACAAGCUAAAAUCGUGAACGUCUCAGCAACGGUCAUUACUACCAUACUGGCCCAGACUCAUUUUGGAAGUGAAAGAACUAUUCAGAUAGCAAGUUCUGUUACUUUUGUUGAUGUUUCUACACCAGCAGAGCCAGGCUAUAAAGCUCCACCAACUAUUGAUGCCAAGUUACCCUUUGAUUUUUUCUUUCCAUUUGUUUAAUAGCUUCAGUUACGCAGUUCCCCUUUUCUGCAGCCCACAUGCAAAUGAAAAUGAAGAGCAAGAACAGAAGAAAUAAUACACUGCAGAGUAUUCAAGCCUGCUGCUGAGGACUCCCAGCUUAUCUGGAUGUAGCUGAUGUGGUUCUUCUCUUGUUCAGAAUUGCACGUGCUGGGACUAAUUGCACAAUUAAGUACAACAGCACCUCUGGAAGUGAACGCUACCCAGCAACAGGAUGAUACAACCAGAGCAAAGAUUAGCGAGGAAGCUCCUCUGACAGAAGACAAAUGGGAAUAGAGCAGGAGGUGGUUUAGAGACAGGGUAAUGCUGAGCUGUAAACUAAGUGACCUUCCUCAGACUGCACUCUUACCUUGGUUGUCUUCUUACAUUGCAAGCUCCUACUGCAUAUUGCAAAUGAAGAACACAGCAAAAAACAGCAACUCCUUGAAAUAAGUUGUGCCCCCAAUAUUCACAGCUUUGUAAAUAUAACUUUAUUAAAUUUGUUGCAGCAUUGACUGUACAGCGAUACAGUUAAAGAUUUAUGCAAUAAAAUUGUUUAAGGAA
Chelonia mydas (Green sea turtle) is the source of this 2486-nucleotide messenger RNA. It is a transcript of the gene TCTN1, whose product is annotated as tectonic family member 1. The transcript has 15 exons. Gene Ontology annotation, biological process: cilium assembly; protein localization to ciliary transition zone. The coding region runs from base 63 to 1925 and encodes 620 amino acids. The record is from RefSeq and is a predicted model, not a curated record. Lineage: Eukaryota; Metazoa; Chordata; Testudines; Cheloniidae. Gene Ontology annotation, cellular component: MKS complex.